This is a messenger RNA of Neltuma alba, 818 nucleotides long. RefSeq names its product cyclin-J18-like. The record is from RefSeq and is a predicted model, not a curated record. NCBI's taxonomy places the organism in Eukaryota, Viridiplantae, Streptophyta, Magnoliopsida, Fabales, Fabaceae. The transcript is spliced from 10 exons. The coding region runs from base 1 to 786 and encodes 261 amino acids.
AUGACGCCAGUUGCUGUGGUUUCCCUUCCCGCUUCUUCCUGCUUUGCUUCCCCAAACCCAGCUCUGUCUAUGCCCUCUGCAGAUGAGCGUCUUCGCUUGGUUGAGUUCCUUAUCCACUCUGCUCAACAACUGGAAGUCGCUCCCAUUGUCAAAUACUCGGCAUUGUCAUUGUUCGUUGAUCGGUUCUUUAUUUCUUUGCGCAGUUUCAUGGAAGCUGGUAACACCAGAAGCUGGCUCUUGCGUCCUGUGACAGAGAGCAAUUUGCAGUUAUUUGGGCUGAUUUCUGUGUGGAUUUCAAGCAAAACACAUGAUUCUCAUCCGCUUUCUGUGAGAUGUUUGAAGUCCUUGGCUAACAAUAUCAUCAAGGACCAACACUUUGCCACUCGAGAUUUCCUCGAAGCAGAGGUGCUCUUCAUGCAGGUGUUGAACUUUGAGAUUGGCACAACAAAUAUUGCAUUUUUGUUCCUUGAAGAGCUGUGGGUGCAGAUCAAGAGAGUGGCCAAAGUUGGUGAUCUCAUCAACUUCGAAGCAUGUAUGGAAAUUAUGGAUCUUCUCUAUGAAAAGAAGAAGACAUCAUUUCUUUACAAGUCUCCUUGCUCUCUCGCGGCAUCAAUCUUGGUUGCGUCUUAUUUGAUCACAGUCCCAAAGCAGAAGUGGGAGUUUCCACUUCUUCCAUGGGUGAAGUUUGUAACUUCGUAUACAGAAGAGGAGAUCAUAAAAAUUGUGAGGGACAUUCUCAAGCAUGUACUCGAUCCUUCCUCUGACCUACAAGGAUUUACAUUGUAGAUGUAAGCAACUAGAAUAAUUAGCCCACCCGA